UGCUCGCGAUAAGUAGAUAUUAUGAUACUUGCCUGAAGCCUAUUGACAAAGAGGUUAAAAUAAAUUGGCACUCAUUGAUUUUAGGACUCGUGACAGGCGAAUUAAAUAUGUUAUCUCGUCCUACCUAGUAAUAUCUUGGUUUAUAUUUAACAGAUUAUACAAAGCAAACAUUAUUUGGAAGAUCUCUCAUUCAGACGGGAUCUGUCAGUCAUCAAGUUGUACGACCCAGUCAAACCGCCUUCUCUUGCAGCAAGCCUCGUUGUAAUGCAGAGCCGUCCGAUAAAAAGCGCUCCGGCGUCGGGUCGGCUAAGGAACAGGCGCACAAACGCCGUGCAUGAGAUCGAGGAUUGGGUGUUCAGUAACAGGGAGCUCGUCGCCGGAAAGAGCACCGAGCAGCGGCUGCUGCGAGCGCGCCUUAUGGAGCUCGGAAAGGAGCGGUUCAAGAUGAAGAGUAAAUUCGCGCACGACAUGCAGAAGUUCAUUGAUAAACAGAGUAAAAUUGGACUGUUUAAUAGAUCAGCGCGACCAGCCAGUGCAAGCGCGUUAGAGACACAAAAACAGAUGGAAAAGCGAUUGGUCGAGUCGGCACCAGUUCGCCGGCCGCUGUCGCCAAUUCCAGCUCGACCAAAGACGGUGCAGUUUCAAACAGACAUGGCAAGGGGCGGCUACUUAAAAACUGGAGCGGCGACUGUUGGUGACGAUGACAAGAACGACGCACUCAUGAGGGAGUUUGAGGAGACAUUCAUUCCGCUUCAGCCAAAUCUCUCCACUGGCAUCCCCUUGUCUGUGUGGUCGCGGCCAUCCACAGCCGGCAACGAAAGGUUCGGCAGACCGGAUAUCGGAUAUUCUUCGGGAGAGCCGAACCGGACGAGCACUGCGGACAUAAACAAGAUUAAUACUUGUAAAAAUAAACUGCCGAGAGUUACUAGCGAUCCAAGAUUUUCUAAACUUCAGACGUGCUUAACGGAGAACUAUACAUCCAACGUGAAGUGCGACGUCGCCACGCUCAUUCAGAAAAAGGAAUCACUCCGCGUGCCUUUACGCACCGGAAGUAAGGAAGCGAGGAGGGAUUUGGAAAUCAAAAUUCAGUUAUUCAUGAAGGAAAACAAUAUUGUGUUUUGAGUACCGAAAAUGACAAAUAGUGAUGUUGUUUUGUGUUCGGUCUUUAUUUGAUUUCAUUUACAGGUACAAAGUACAUGUAACGAGUUAUUAAAAAAAAUCGGUUAUGAUA
This is a messenger RNA of Dreissena polymorpha, 1231 nucleotides long. RefSeq lists its product as uncharacterized. The transcript is spliced from 2 exons. Lineage: Eukaryota; Metazoa; Mollusca; Bivalvia; Myida; Dreissenidae. The record is from RefSeq and is a predicted model, not a curated record. The coding region runs from base 265 to 1122 and encodes 285 amino acids.